CAACCACUUCGCUGACCUCUCACCAUAUCCCAAGAGAACGGGACACAGGCCACCCUUGCGAAUUUCCACUGACCCCUUCUGUGGACAACCAGGCGACGGCGCGGCUGGGGGAGCGGUGCGAGCUUGAGUGUCGGAAUGGAGAAGGCGAAAGAGGCGAUUGUGGCGCAGGCAGACCACUCCUCACCUCGGAGAGAGAUGAGAGCACCAAGUGUGCUUGAAGAAUAACACCACCUCUUUAGUCCAGAAACCACGGCAGCGCCUUCUCCAUUCUAACCAAUUUUUGCAGGAGCACCAUUGACCAACCGCAUCGCCGUCUGGUACGGGAAUUGCGAGGCAUCUGACCGCAAAGGGUCACCAGGGCUGCUGAGAGGCUCACCUCGAGGCCGAGCUUCGAGGACAUGUGAGGCACCAUUAUGGAGGAGUGACUCCCCCACCUCGUCCCUGUUCAGCCGCUGCGGCUCUGGGUCGGGAGAGGAAUGGUCAUGAAGCAAUGCCGGGUCAAGAAGUGGAACCGGUCGGAGAUGCUGAGCGACGAGCUCAUUGCCGCCACCGUAGGGGACGUUGACUGGCUACGGCUGAGCCUAAACAAGGCAAAGGGCAAAGUGGCAGUGGAUCGGAAUGGUUACAACGCCAUGCACUACGCUGCUCAGAACGGGCGUCUGGAGUGCCUUCGGGUGCUGGUGGAGGAGUACAACAUGGACGUAAACCUGCCUGACCUCCGGGGCUACCGGCCCAUCCACAUGAUCCUCAACAAGGAAUGCCAGUUCUGCGCAGAAAGCUGCCUCAAGUACCUGCUGGAUAUUGGCGCCGACCCUAACGUGCAGACUAUCGAUGGGCAGUCUCCACUUCACCAGGCCGCCGAGGUUGGCUUACUGGACUGCAUCACCACACUGGUGGAUGCGGGAGCCAAUGUCAAGGCUAAAGAUGGGAAAGGGCAAAUACCCUUUGAUCUUGCCAAACUCUGGGGUCACCGAACAUGUGCAAGGUACCUGGCCAGCCUGGUCUGGAAGUCAAAUGGCAGGGAUUUCCUGAAAGAAAUGCAGAAGUUACAAAGGCUGAAGCUGGUCUUGCUCUCGGAUGAACAGCGGCUGCACAACAUCCAGCAGGAGAAGCGGGAUCGGUUAACCAAGGACCAGUACACCUUGUGGUUAGAGAGGAAACACCUGCCGGACACAGUGAGGAUCUCACCCAGCCUCUACAGACCGCGUACCACUUUAGCGGAGGAGACACUGAGGCAGCUGAGGGAGGCGGUCAGUACCGCUGAGGCCAUGGGCACCAUGAAGGUGCUGCAGCUCGCGAAGCCCAGGAGUGCCUGCCAGCCAAGGGCUGCUGGAAAGGAGGGGCGGGCAGCCGCCAGGAACGCAGCCUGUGGCGUCCCAGCCAAAGGCAGGGCCGCAGUCUGCUGGCCGGGAACGGCUCCAGGCCCCGGUCACAAGCUGGCUUCGAGCCCAACACUAGCUGAUGAGGACGUCUUUGACCUCAGGACCCUGGUCCAGCAGCAUGACUUUGGUCCCUUCUACGAACUGGAGGUUAACAGGGCCCACCUUCCACAGCUCAGGGCAAAGGCAGACCCCAGGGUGACAAAACCCCUGCCCAAUCUGCCCCUCCACAUUCUACGGCGAGAGCUAUUUCCUGGUUCCGUUCCCCACCGAAUAAAGAUACCUGAGGAAUUCAAAGCGGUUCACGUCUUCGACAUUCCCAGAAAAAAACCCUCGGGCAAGAAUCGAGAUAUGCAGCUGGGUGAAUGGCUGGAGCUAGGCCUGCCCUCCCUCUCCUUCACCACCACCGAAUGUUCACGCAAGUCUGCCUGGUUCCUGGGCACUGCCAGCUCACCUCGAGGGGAGGAAACAAAGGAAAUCCUUGAGGAAGGCAGCCCUGAGUCUCGAGCUGACAGCCCCCAGGAGCACUGUGAGCCCUGAACUAGAUCUUUCAUCAGUACUUUGCUCAUGCUGUGUGCUUGGGAUCCCUGAGACUUACACAGUUCAGAUCACAGUUAGAUCUCUAAACCAGAACGGCUUUGAUCACUAUUAUCACUGAAAACUCGCUCUCUCAGGGUCUUCCCCUCUCACUGACCUUAGACUCCCCCUAACCUGAAUGACAAGAACCCCUACCACAGAUUCCACCCUGUCAGUGAAUCCCCACCCACAACCUUUCACAGAAUCUUCCUGACCAUCCAUCCAUACACUGUCUCAUUAUGUGUUUGAACCACCACUGAGUCUCCACCUAUAGAACCUAGAUCAUUACCCUACAGACCCUUUGGCCCACAACCUACUCCAAGGGCAAUCUAACCCUUCCCUUCCACAUAGCCCUCCAUUUUUCUUUCAUCCAUGUGUCUGAGAGUCUAGUAAAUACUCCAAAGGUAUCUGUCUCUACCACCAACCCUGGCAGCAUGUUUCACACACUCACCACUUUCUGUAAGGUACCCAUCUGACAUUCCCCCCCUCCAUAUUUUCCUCCAAUCACCUUAAAAUUACGACCCCUCACAUUGGCCAUUUCCACCAUGGGGGGAAAAAGUCUCUCAACUAUCCACUCUAUCAUUGCCUCUUAUCAUCUGGUACAGCUCUAUCAAGUCAUCUCCAAUCCUCCACUCCAAAGCUCUUGAUGAUGGGAUUUACCUUCCUGCUGCCAAAUACUCCCCACCUUGAUAUGAAGGGUCAAGAAGCUGGUUCUUAAACCUGGCCUGGAUUCGAUCUGAAUGGGAACACACACCAACCAGCAGAGACACCCAACUCUGGAUCCAAAUCCCAGUACUGACUCCAGUGCUAGAGCUUCCCAUGGAAGAUGGUGAAAUUCAUUUUCACACUGAAUUGGUUGAGAAUAUUCUGUCUGCUCUUUCAAAUAAAACCAGUAUGGCUACAGGUUUAUUUUACUCUUUACAGAAACAGACUUAUUACGUCUCAUAACAUGUCUUGGUGCCUUAUGAACUGAUCUCAGCAGAGGGGAAGUGGUUCUGGGAUUUCUGCCCCAUCACGAGGGGGUCUGUGUGGCUCUCUGUGAAAGCUUCUACAGUGAGGCGAGUUAACAACAAUGCUCUUGAAGGCCUGACCCAGUUAGAACUUGAACCUUACAGCACAGUACAGGCCUUUCAGCCUGUGAGGUUGUGCUAAUCUUUUAACCUACUCCAAGAUCAAUCUAACCCUUCCCUCCCAAAUGGACCUCCAUUUUUCUAUCACCCAUAUGCCUAAGAUUUCCUUAAAUGUCCAUAAUGCAGCUGUCUCUGGCAGUGCAUUCCAGGCACCUACCAGUCACUGUGUAAAAAACCUACCUCUUUACUUUCGUCCAAUUACCUUAAAAUCAUAAACAAAAGAAAAUCUGCAGAUGCUGGAAAUCCAAGCCCGAAACAUCGACUCUACUCUUUUCCAUAGACGCUGCCUGACCUGUUGUGUUCCUCCAGUAUUUUCUGUGUGUUGCUCAGAUUUCCAGCAUCUGCAGAUUUUCUUCUGCUGUGAUUGGACAACUACACUGUGAAGUCUCUUCCAGGGAUGCCUACCCUGAAGGAGUUUAAUUCUUCUCUUCAAUGGGAGUUCAGUGAAACCCUCUCUCACUGCUCCUCCUCUAUGAUGGUAAAAUUAUACCCCAUCGUACAUUUCCACACUGGGAAAAAGGCACUUACUGUCCACUCUAUCUAUGCCUCUUAUCAUCUUGUACACUUCUAUCAAGUCAUCUUUCAACUUCCUUCACUCCAAAAAAAGCCCUGGCUCGCUCAACCUAUCCUUCUAAGACAUGCUCUCUAAUCCAGGCAACAUCCUGAUAAAUUUCUCUGCACCCUCCCUAAAGCUUCCACAUCCUUUCUACGAUGAGGUGAUCCGAACAGAACACAAUGCUCCAAAUGUGAAGCACAGGGAGUGUUGGGUACUGCACCAAGAAAAUUAGCUUGCCAAGUCCUUGAAUUCAACUCAAGAAAUCAGAGGUGUUUCAAUUAUGAUAACUCAGCACCUGAGAAAUUAAGUUUCAGAAUAAUUUCAUUAAUGAAGAAACAAGCUUGCAACCACAACCCACCUCCCUCAGUGACCCCUCUCCCCCAGCACUCUGUCACCAACUUUAUCCCCCACUGACAUUAAUCCAGUUUCCUCACACCGUCCCUCAGUGGCCCCACACUUCCAAUGCCGUGUCACCAAGUGUACCCCCAUGGACUUUAAUCCAGCUUCGUCAGACUGUCCCUCAGUGGCCCCUCUCUCCAGCACCCUAUUAAGCUGACUAUAUCCCCACCAACCUUAAUCCAGCUCCCUCAGAGACCCUUCUCCCCAGUGCUCUGUGUCACGGAAUGUAUUCCCAUUCUCAGUGACGCCUCGCCCAGC
Molecule: messenger RNA, 4298 nt
Organism: Hypanus sabinus (Atlantic stingray)
Lineage: Eukaryota; Metazoa; Chordata; Chondrichthyes; Myliobatiformes; Dasyatidae
Gene: ankrd53
Product: ankyrin repeat domain 53
Exons: 6
Coding region: 477-1919 (480 amino acids)
Biological process (GO): positive regulation of microtubule polymerization; regulation of mitotic cytokinesis; regulation of mitotic spindle organization
Cellular component (GO): spindle pole
Molecular function (GO): protein binding
Source: RefSeq, a predicted model, not a curated record